Molecule: messenger RNA, 3085 nt
Organism: Rhodamnia argentea
Lineage: Eukaryota; Viridiplantae; Streptophyta; Magnoliopsida; Myrtales; Myrtaceae
Product: periodic tryptophan protein 2
Exons: 7
Coding region: 76-2742 (888 amino acids)
Biological process (GO): maturation of SSU-rRNA from tricistronic rRNA transcript (SSU-rRNA, 5.8S rRNA, LSU-rRNA); ribosomal small subunit assembly
Cellular component (GO): Pwp2p-containing subcomplex of 90S preribosome; small-subunit processome
Molecular function (GO): protein binding
Source: RefSeq, a predicted model, not a curated record
ACUAGUGCCAACGCUUUCUGGCCGAAUCAAGUCCAAGCUUUGGUGCAUUUUUCUGCACCUUCUCGCCGACCCGACAUGAACUACCGGUUCCAAAACCUCCUCGGAGCUCCCUACAGAGGCGGCGACGCCGUCAUCACCAAGAACACCCACCUGAUCUCCCCCGUCGGCAACCGAAUCUCCGACACCGACCUCCUCAAAUCUCAAACCGUCACUCUCCCCAUCCAAUGCUCAUCCAACAUAUCCCGCCUCGCCGCCUCCCCCGAUGGCACCUUCCUCCUCGCCGUCGAUGAGAACCGCCGCUGCCUCUUCAUCAACCUCCCUCGCCGCGCCGUGCUGCACCGGAUCACCUUCAAGCACCCCGUGAACGCCCUCGAGUUCUCGCCCGACGGUAAGUUCAUCGCGGUCGGCGCUGGUAAGUUGGUCCAGAUAUGGCGGUCCCCGGGAUUUAGGAAGGAGUUUUUCCCGUUUGAGCUGGUUAGGACUUUCGCUGAUUGCGAUGAUAAAGUGACGUCGUUGAAGUGGAGCCCUGAUUCGAUGUAUUUGCUGGUCGGGUCGAAAGAUUUGACGGCCAGGUUGUUUUGCGUGAGGAAAUUGAAGGGUGGUUACAAUAAGCCGUUUUUGUUUUUGGGUCACAGAGAUUCCGUUAUUGGCUGUUUCUUUGGUGUGGAGAAAGGGACGAACAGGGUCGAUAGGGCUUACACGGUAACUCGUGAUAGUUAUAUAUUCAGCUGGGGUUACAGUGGGGAUGUGGAAAAUAUGGGCGGCAAGGAGCCGCCUGCACCCGGGACUCCAGAUAGAAGUAAUGAGAGGACUUUGGAUGUUAAUGUGAAGAAAAGGAAGGAGCUUGGUGAUAACGAAGAUGAAGUGGAGGAUGGUGAGUGUUUCUUGCAUAGAGGUAAAUGGAAGUUGCUAAGCAAAGAUAGUUUUAUGCAAGCGCCGGCCAGAUUGACAUCUUGUGACUAUCACUGUGGACUUGACCUUCUGGUUGUAGGAUUCUCUAAUGGUGUGUUUGGCUUGUACCAAAUGCCCGAUUUUGUUUGCAUCCAUUUGUUGUCAAUCUCAAAGGAGAAGAUCACGAGUGCAGUAUUCAAUGGGCUUGGUAAUUGGUUGACAUUUGGGUGUGCAAAGCUCGGGCAGUUGCUUGUGUGGGAAUGGAAAUCUGAGAGUUACAUACUUAAGCAACAAGGACAUUAUUUUGACGUGAACUGCCUUGCAUAUUCACCUGAUUCACAGCUCUUGGCUACUGGAGCAGAUGACAACAAAGUGAAGGUCUGGACUGUUUCCUCAGGCUUCUGCUUUGUCACAUUUUCAGAGCACACCAAUGCAAUUACUGCUCUCCAUUUUAUGGCUAAUAACCACUGCCUCCUUAGUGCAUCCCUUGAUGGGACUGUUCGGGCCUGGGAUUUAUUCCGCUAUCGAAAUUUCAGGACAUUUACGACCCCUUCUUCUAGGCAGUUUGUUUCUUUGACUGCAGACCAGAGCAGUGAAGUAAUAUGUGCAGGAACCCUUGAUUCAUUUGAGAUAUUUGUGUGGUCAAUGAAGACGGGCCGCUUAUUGGACAUUCUCAGUGGUCAUGAAGGUCCUGUUCAUGGUUUGAUGUUCUCUCCCACCAGUGCAAUCCUAGCUUCAUCCUCAUGGGACAAGACUGUCAAACUAUGGGAUGUUUUUGAGGCAAAAGGCGCUGUUGAAACAUUUCCUCACACACAUGAUGUUCUUACAGUUGUUUAUCGUCCAGAUGGAAAGCAGCUGGCUUGCAGUACAUUAGAUGGGCAGAUUCAUUUCUGGGAUCCGAUUGAUGGCUUGUUGAUGUACACGAUUGAGGGCCGUAGAGACAUUGCUGGGGGUCGACUUGCAACGGAUCGUAGAGCAGCUGCUAACUCAAGUUCUGGAAAGUACUUUACAACUUUAUGUUAUUCUGCUGAUGGGAGUUACAUUCUAGCUGGAGGAAGUAGCAAAUUCAUUUGUUUGUAUGAUGUUGCCGAACAGGUUCUACUACGUAGGUUUCAGAUUACCCAUAAUCUGUCUCUAGAUGGAGUACUUGAUUUCUUGAAUUCAAAGAAAAUGACAGACGCUGGACCUCUAGAUUUGAUUGAUGAUGAUGAUACUGACACAGAAGAAGGAGUUGACAAGCAAACCCGGGGAAAGUUAGGCUAUGACUUACCGGGAUCCAUUGCUAACCGUGGACGCCCCAUUAUUCGAACUAAAUGCCUGAGAAUUGCCCCAACUGGUAGGAGUUUUGCAGCUGCAACAACUGAGGGGGUUCUGGUUUACUCCACUGACGAGACUUUCAUCUUCGAUCCAACUGAUCUAGACAUUGAUGUGACACCAGAGGCAAUUGAUGCAGCUCUAAGUGAAGGUUUAAUAAAGAGGGCUUUAAUUCUCAGUCUUCGUUUGAAUGAAGAUACACUGAUCAAGAAAUGUGUUUUUGCUGCAAGUCCAGCGGACAUUCCAGCUCUUGCUUCAUCAAUUCCUUUUAGAUACUUGCAGAGACUAAUAGAGGCUUUCGCUGGUCUUUUAGAAAAUUGCCCACAUUUGGAGUUCAUUCUUCGGUGGUGCCAGGAAAUCUGCAAAUCUCAUGGUCAGUCUAUCCAACAGAACUCGAGGGCUCUGCUUCCUACCUUGAAAUCCCUGCAAAAGGCUAUCACAAGAAUGCAUCAAGACUUGGCAGAUACAUGUGCUUCAAAUGAAUAUAUGCUUAGCUAUUUGUGUUCUGCGGGCACCAGACAGAAGGGCUCACCAUGAGAUAAUAGCCACUUUACCGAGUAUUUUUUUUUAUUUUAUGGGAAGGCUCAUAAUUGUCGUCUUAUCGACAAGCUGGUCAUGCCAUCGUUACAAUAUCUUCCUGAGAGCCUCGUCAUGCACAGGCCGCUCCCAAUGUCUAAGAGCUGAAAUGCCAUCUUCAAAAGCGUCUUUUCAGAGUUUGGCAGCCCAAAACAGAACAUGGGCGUUCCUUAAAAAUCUCCACUUCACAUUCAGUGAUUGUAAUUAUGUUCAACGGUCUUCUGACAACUCGGGUUUCAAUUGUUUGUAACCGCAACUCUGUCCUAUUGAGCAUGUAUUUUUGUAGAUGGGUUAUUGGUUUCUU